Ananas comosus (pineapple) is the source of this 1903-nucleotide messenger RNA. Its product is annotated as GTPase HflX. Bases 51 to 1658 code for a protein of 535 amino acids. The record is from RefSeq and is a predicted model, not a curated record. Gene Ontology annotation, molecular function: GTP binding; ribosome binding. NCBI's taxonomy places the organism in Eukaryota, Viridiplantae, Streptophyta, Magnoliopsida, Poales, Bromeliaceae. The transcript is spliced from 13 exons. Gene Ontology annotation, cellular component: cytoplasm.
CUCUCUAGAGAGAACGGGGAGAGAGAGAGAGAGUGAGCACGUUUCUCGCCAUGGCGACCUUCUUCUUCAACCCUACCUCUCCUCCCGCAAAAUCUGCCACUCCCUCUCCUCCUCGUUUUGCUCCGCCUCAUCUCCACCAGUUUUUUCCGAUCAACAUCUCUCUAAGCCCACGAAAGGGGCGAAUCCGCGGUAUCAGAGUCCUCAAAGAGUCCGCGGAGGUGGAGACCGAAGGGAGCGGCGAGGUCGGAGUCAACGGAUCCACCAUUGAUGCCGUAUCGGAAGCUCCGGUGUCGCCGCCUCCUAGGGUUUCUAUCCGGAGCAAGAACCGGGCCGAGGCUAGUAGCGAGAGUAGCUCCGAUAGGUUCAAGUCGCGCAAUGGGAGGGAGGUAUUUGAAGAGAAAGCAUACCUAGUUGGAGUGGAAUGUAAAGGGAGUGAAGAUGAUAGCUUUGGAAUUGAAGAUUCACUUAAAGAGCUCGCCCAGUUGGCUGAUACGGCUGGGCUUUUGGUUGUUGGUUCAACAUAUCAAAAGCUUGCUUCUCGAAAUCCGAGGACUUACAUUGGCUCUGGCAAGGUUGCCGAAAUCAAGAGUGCAGUUCAUGCCCUGGAUGUUGAAACUGUAAUUUUUGAUGAUGAACUGUCCCCAGGACAGCUGCGGAACUUGGAGAAGGCAUUCGGUGGGGAUGUUCGAGUGUGUGACCGGACUGCUCUCAUUCUAGAUAUCUUCAAUCAGAGAGCAGCCACUCAUGAAGCAGCUUUGCAGGUUUCUUUGGCGCAAAUGGAAUAUCAACUUCCAAGGCUCACUAAAAUGUGGACUCACCUUGAGCGGCAGUCAGGAGGACAGGUCAAGGGUAUGGGUGAGAAACAAAUUGAAGUGGAUAAGCGUAUCUUGCGUACUCAAAUAAGUGCUUUGAGGAAAGAAUUGGAGUCAGUCCGGCAACAUCGGAAGCAGUACCGCAACCGUCGCCUAUCUGUGCCAGUUCCUGUUGUGUCACUGGUGGGAUACACCAAUGCUGGGAAAAGUACGCUCUUGAAUCGCUUGACCGGAGCUGAUGUGCUUGCAGAGGAUCAGUUAUUUGCAACGCUCGAUCCAACAACAAGGAGGGUCCAGAUGAAGAAUGGGAGUGAAUUCCUGCUCACUGAUACUGUAGGAUUCAUUCAAAAGUUACCUACUACACUGGUUGCUGCAUUUAGAGCAACAUUAGAGGAAAUAUCAGAGUCAUCGCUUUUAGUUCAUGUCGUUGAUAUCAGUCAUCCGCUAUCUCAGCAACAGAUAGAUGCUGUUGAUAAAGUGCUGAAAGAAUUGGAUGUGGAAUUAAUUCCAAAGCUGGUAGUAUGGAAUAAGGUCGACAAGACCGAUGAUCCUAUUACAGUAAGAAAAGAAGCAGAACGGCAAGGCAUAAUUUGCAUAUCGGCCAUUACUGGUGAUGGUUUAGACGAGUUCUGCAAUGCAGUUCAAGAAAAAUUGAAGGACUCUAUGGUACCAGUCGAAGCUAUUGUUCCAUACGAAAAGGGAGAGCUCCUCAACGACAUAUAUCGGGUCGGCAUGGUAGAGAGAACAGAAUACAUGGAGAAUGGGACUUUUGUGAGGGCACAUGUGCCCCUUCCACUUGCCAGGGUACUCACUCCACUGAGGCAACAGGUGGUUGCUGUUCACUAAUACUAGUGCAAACUUGCUAUGGCUGUAUACUUUAGUAUUUUUAAUGAAGUAUCUUUGCCAAUUUGUACAUAUUCAGGUUAUUUUUCUCUCAGAAAGAAAAGAAAAGCCGAUUUAUGAUUUUUCAGAAUUCAAACCUCUGAUUGUGUAUAAUGAUCUCUCCAAAGAAUUCAAAACUAUUGUUUAGGAUUGUAAAUUAAAUGCUUAAAAGGAUUAUUUUGGAGCAAGUGCUUUUACAUUUAUCUCAA